Medicago truncatula (barrel medic) is the source of this 1931-nucleotide messenger RNA. RefSeq lists its product as uncharacterized. The transcript is spliced from 4 exons. The coding region runs from base 221 to 1669 and encodes 482 amino acids. NCBI's taxonomy places the organism in Eukaryota, Viridiplantae, Streptophyta, Magnoliopsida, Fabales, Fabaceae. The record is from RefSeq and is a predicted model, not a curated record.
AUCAAGUAAUUGUGACAGAUUCACACAAACACGACACAUACCAAACUUAUAUUGUGUAAAAUUCCUCUUCUUCUUUCUCCUCUAAAAACAUAAAACCUUUCUCUGUUUUCCAAACAAACUAAAAAAACCACCUUCAUAAAAUAACUCAAAAUUUUCCAUAUCUUACCAAAUUUAUCAUACAUAUAAAAAACAUCACAUGUACACAACCUCAAACUGAAACAUGAUCAUGGACAGAACAUCACAAACAAGUUCAGACUCACCAACCCGAGACCCAAAAGUGUUAUCAAUCGAAUGUCUACGAGGAAGUUCAAAAGCAGAUGAAUGGACAGUAGACAUGCUUCAAACCGGCGACAUAGUCGAAGAGCUUCGAAUCGGAACAAAAACAAAAUCACAGAUCCGAUAUAAUUCACCUUUCAAAGGUGGAAGAAGUGGAGUUCAGAAAAUUCUUCAAGAAGCUUAUAAGAAGAAGGAAACUUCGAUAAUGAUUCGGGUUCGAAGAGGCUCCGAUGAAUUGGCGGAGCUGCAAGCUUGUAUAGUUCCGAAUGAUGCAUCGGGGAAGAAACAGUUUGUUCUGAGAUCCAUUGAUGACCCGAAUUAUGUUGUCGGGUUUCUGGAUCGAACUGAAGUUGAAUGCUUUGAGAUUCAAGCUUCAAGAAGCAGUAGAAUGGUAAAUGCACUAACAAGGACAAAACUACAAGAUGGAUAUGUUUCUUAUCCAUGGGAGAGAAGGAUGCAAGAGAUGCUAACAGUUCCAAAUUCAAGUAACUUUCUUUCGAUAUUACUCCUCCCCAAAGCUUCAGAUAGAGUAGCAUCUCGCUACAAUGAUCUUGAAGAUACCCUAGCAAGAGCAAAUGCAUGGAUCAAUGCGGGUCAAGCUUCAGGGGUCCCUAUUGUCUUCAUGAACAUUCAAACUGAGUCCCUACUCACUAAGAUAUCUGGGGAGACAGCUUCUGCUACUGUGAAUGCAGGUUCUCUGUCUGACUUAUCUAACCUAGCAAAUGUAAGCCUUUAUGGCUUUGAGGAUUACCAUGGAAUAGACAUAGGUGUUGUUCGAGCAGUUCGUUUAUGGUAUGCUCCAGUUGGAGGAGAGCUUUCUAUUGAGAUCAAACUAAAAGAAGAAGAUUCAAAACUUGGAUUCGCCAUUAGUCGUACCGAAGAGGGAUUUAUUUUCAUAUCAUCAGUGAUUAAUCAAGAAAAUGUACCUGCUACUCGUUCUGGGCUAAGCAGUCUUUAUAAACUGGCAACAGACACUUGUAGAUUAUUGGUAGUGUCAAGAGUGUCAAACCAAAAAGUACUUCCAUGGAUGGUAUCUUCAACAGGAGCAAUUCGAUGUUACGACACAGUUUCCUUGAGCCAGAAGCUAUCCUUGCACAGACACACCAGAGUUCCAAUUCUGCUCCAUGUCUUCCUUUGGGACCGAUCGAUGGUUAAUUCGAGCGGUGGGAGCAAUAGAUUCAGAGCUCUAUCUCCUUCUGCGCUGCAGCCAUUGCCAUCUGAAGUUCAAAUUGGCCGGUUUUCAAAUGAAACUCAUACGCUUCCAUUGCCUCCAGAAGCUUCUGAUCCUACCGAUAUCACUAGUGAGGUUUCACAGUCAAGAUUUGAGAGAGAUACAGCCGGCGAAUCCUCAUUCAGAUUUCAUGAUUUCUCUCUGUCUAGCAAUUGGGUAUGAUAUAUAUUACAUACUUGAAAACUAUGAUUUUGUUGUCGUUAUUGUAAUGUACAUAAAUACAAACUAUAUACAUUGCAUUUGAUUUGUAGAACAAUGGAGCAUAUAGAGUUGAAAAAAAAAAACUUUAUUUUGUUGUUCUUUGUAGUUUUGGAUCUUGAUAAUGUACACUAUUGUACUAGGUAGCAAGAAGUUUUCUUCUUAUUUAGCUGACUGCUUUUGAAGAGACUAAAAUUUGAAUUAAAAAUGUAAUGUGUUUUGUCUA